CGCGGUCGCGCGCGCACACUUUCGGUUAUUGUUUCAUGAGAGCGGGGCUCGAGGAGGCCAGUAACUAGCGCCCGAAAAUCACUACAGUAAGCGUUGUAAAACUGCAGGUAUGGCAGCAAUCAGGAAGAAACUGGUGAUUGUGGGUGAUGGAGCAUGUGGGAAGACAUGUCUUCUCAUCGUGUUCAGCAAAGACCAGUUCCCCGAGGUCUACGUGCCUACUGUCUUUGAGAACUAUGUAGCUGACAUUGAGGUCGAUGGCAAACAGGUGGAGCUGGCUCUGUGGGAUACGGCAGGUCAAGAAGACUAUGACAGGCUCCGCCCGCUCUCUUACCCCGACACUGACGUUAUCCUCAUGUGUUUCUCUGUUGACAGUCCUGACAGCCUGGAGAACAUCCCAGAGAAGUGGACUCCUGAGGUCAAGCACUUCUGCCCCAAUGUUCCUAUCAUUCUUGUGGGCAACAAGAAGGACCUGCGCAAUGAUGAGCACACACGACGUGAGCUUGCUAAAAUGAAGCAGGAGCCUGUAAAGCCAGAAGAAGGACGAGACAUGGCCAACAGAAUCAGUGCUUUCGGCUACAUGGAGUGCUCUGCAAAGACGAAAGAUGGUGUGCGGGAGGUCUUUGAAAUGGCCACCAGGGCGGCACUGCAGGCAAGAAGAGGGAAGAAGAGCAACAAAUGCCUUCUGUUGUAAACUCUGGGAGAACUGUAGUGGGGACCUGGUGUCCUCCUGCUGGAGUUGGGAGGGGACAGAGCAGGAGGCAGGCGGGUCAGCUCCUGCCCACCCUCCCCCAUCCUUCACGCACCCACUGACUUGGGGCUUGCCACAAUGCAUUGCUUAAUAGCAGAACUUUCUUUUUCUCUACCCCUUUUUUUUACUAAUUUCUUUUUAAGUUGUAUGUUUUUCAGUAUUUAAAAGGGGGGCUACAUGGAUGAAGUUGACACUUUUUUGUACGUUACCUGUAUCUGUGAGUCUGCCAUAUUCCCCACUGGUUUCACUGCCAAAUGCUGCCGCCCUCCAUGGUCUGGAGAGGAGGCUUGAAAUCCUCAGUAGAGUACUGGAUAAACUUCUUAAGAAAGUUUAUGUAAGAAUGGUUUUUAAGAAAACAGUUUGAAAGAUGGCAUAACACAACAGAUGUGUGUACUAAUAGGGAAAUAUGUUGAAUGCAGAUGUUACUGUAUAUGGAUACAAUAUGCACAUAAACACACAAACUCACCCAUCAAUAUGUAUACACAUGCACUUGGACACACACGGACACAACUGGAAACUUUGUACAAACUAGAGAUGUAAUAAAUGACUUCCUU
This is a messenger RNA of Scleropages formosus (Asian bonytongue), 1302 nucleotides long. RefSeq names its product ras homolog gene family, member Ab (gene rhoab). The record is from RefSeq and is a predicted model, not a curated record. Gene Ontology annotation, molecular function: GTPase activity; GTP binding. Gene Ontology annotation, biological process: small GTPase-mediated signal transduction. NCBI's taxonomy places the organism in Eukaryota, Metazoa, Chordata, Actinopteri, Osteoglossiformes, Osteoglossidae. The coding region runs from base 110 to 691 and encodes 193 amino acids. The transcript has 5 exons.